AUGAAUUUGGCUAGCUGUAUUUGGUUAUUUUUGUUUGUUCUAACUUGUCACGGAGCUAAUGUUUUAGUUUAUAAUGGGGCUAGGAUCGCUCAAUCUCAUGUCUUCUUCAUGGCUAAGAUAGCUGAUGUUCUGCAGGAAGAUGGGCAUAAUGUGGUAAGGUCAGGGCAGAGUAGGGUUAAAAACUAUUUUUUUCAUUUUCAAAAGUUUUUUAACGUAAAUUUUGAAAUUUGUUAAAAUUUUAAAAAGUUUGGUUUUUAGCCCAAAACUUUCUUUACAGAACAAAUAAUGGAAAGAACUUUCUUUACAAAGCAAAAAAAUGACAAGAACUUUCUUUACAAAAUGAAAAGUGGCAAAAACUUUCUUUUAGCUAACCUGUAUCUCACAUCUUCUGAUAAAACGAGAACAAAAACGAGAACUUUCUUUACAAAAUGCAAAAUAGCAAAAACUUUCUUUACAAGGCGGAAAAUGGCAAGAACUUUCUUUACAGACUUAGAAAUGACAAGAACUUUCUUUACAAUACAAAAAAUGACAAGAACUUUCUUUACAACUUCAAAAAUAGCAAGAACUUUCUUUACAGAAUAAAAGUGGCAAGAACUUUCUUUACAGAACAAAUAAUGGAAAGAACUUUCUUUACAAAGCAAAAAAAUGACAAGAACUUUCUUUACAAAGUUUAAAAUGACAAAACCUUUCUUUUGAAAAUGGAGUAUGGCAAGAACUUUUUUAACAAGCCUAGAUUGAUGAAUUAACGUCAUUUUCUGUUCUUUUUCUUUUAAAAACCUUUAUCAGUAUAACAAUGACCAACUUCACUUCUAAAUUUUUAUGAAAAAUUUGACAAUUUCCACGACAAAAACUGAUGUUAAAAUGUGUAAGCGCUGAGAAAGUCAUCGUGACCAUGAGACUAUUUGUUAGAAGAUUUAAAAAAAUUAUUUUAGACGUUUUAUCAGCAAGAAGUCUUCAAAAGUGUGAACAAGGUCGGAGUUCGAAAGGCCAAAGCCGUGGUGAGAAAAGCAGAUGAAGACUUAGGUGGAGAACCGAAUCAGGAUGUUUGGCAUCCGCCUGAAGGGCUUGUCGCUAAUUUGAAGGUUUGUAAAUGUUCAGUUUAAAUAAUAAUAAAGGACUGGCGUAAGGGUAGAUCAGGGUAGAAGUAAGGCAAGAAUACGAAGCUUAAUAUAAUUGUACAUAGGUAAAAAAAGUUCUUAGUCUAUAAUUAGGUAAGGCUAGAUUAAGGUUUAAGUUAGGCUGUAACCAGGGCCGGGCGCGAGGGGGGGGGGACGGGGGGGGACCACCCCCCACAAAAAAAUUUUUGAAAAAAAUUGAACGUGGUACCCCCCCCCUGUGGAUUUUCGGAAAAAAAAUUUUGCAAAAAAUCGGCACAGCUACCUGUGCCGAUUUUUUGGACCCCCGCCCCCAGACCAAAAGUCCUCGCCCGGCCCUGUGUAUAACGUUAUACUUAUGUUAUAGAAAUAUGCAUUAUAUGCUGAUGUAAGACAUUUAGAUACUGGUACAAUAAAAAUAAUAUUAACUUUAUAAUAUGAACUCGCAGGUUUUAUGUAACAAGAGCGUAUUAAGGCUAGGUCUAAAAGAGCUACCUGUGCCGAUUUUUUGGACCCCCGCCCCCAGACCAAAAGUCCAAGCCCGGCCCUGGCUGUAACAAUUUAGAAUAUUGCUGGAGUAGAGCUUGGGUCAGGUCAGAAUAAUGCUAGGGUGAGGCCAAAGUAGCGCAAAAGUAAAAAAAAGAGGACUACAGUACAGUUAGGAAAAACCUAAGGCUAUGGUAAGGCUAUAUUAGGCUAGAGUAGGACUAGGGUAACUCUAGAGAAGAAAUAAGGUAAGGCUAAGGAAGGCUUUAAGGUAAGGCAAAGCUGGGGUGCUUUUAGUGCUAGAAUAAAGCUAAAGCAUGGUUAGAGUAAGGCUUGUGUAGGGCUUGUUGUAAGGUAAGGCUGAAGUAAGGCCAGAGGGCUGGGGUAAAGACUGGGUAAGUCAAGAGUAAUGUUAGGGCAGAGAUAGUAGCAAAGUUUGAAAAAGUAAAUUUUUAUUGUUUUAGAUGUUCAAAGCUUAUGGAAAUGCCAUAACUAAAGCGUGUGAAUGUAAGCAUUUUACAUAUAUUUAAAAAAAUAAAGUUUCACUACUAUGCAGUGCAUUUGAAAGUUCUUUAUACUGAAACAUAACGAAAAAUAUCAAAAUUCCCAAACAUCUCGUCAUACCGAGAUUUACUGUAAUCAUUUCAAAAGCUUCAAUUUCAGUCCAACUAAACGACAAGGAAUACUUAGCCAAAUUAAAAGCGGAGAAGUAUGACAUAGCUUUAAUCGAGUAUUUUGACAUUUGUGGCUUUGCAAUUGUUGAACAGCUGGGAAUACCAAAAUGGAUCACAACUUCAGCCAUGAUGAUCCAAUCUGACUUCAAUUCUCUGUUUGGGCAUCCAAAGAAUUUGGCUUUUGUGCCUGGUGAGGUUUUUUUAAAAUAAAAUACGUUUUUGAAAAACUUAGAGUAGCACAGGUUAGCUGAAGGCAGGGUAGGGUAGAUUAGAGCAGUGUAUUGUUGGGCGGGUUAAAUUAAAGCAGGUAUAGUAGGGAAGGGUAGAAAAUUUUGUUUAUCCAUUUUUUUUAGAUUUUUUGAAUGGCAAAAACUUUCUUUACAAAACAAAAAAUGGCAAAAACUUUCUUUACAAAACAAAAAAUGGCAAAAACUUUCUUUACAAAAAAAAAUGGCAAAAACUUUUUUUACAAAUUAAUAAACAGCAAGAACUUUCUUUCCGCUAAUCUUUUGUUUACAUUUUCCGAUUCCAGGUUUUGACGGUGACCAUGGCUCCAGACUCACCUACAAACAACGUGUCAAAGCCUUCUUUUCGUACCCGCUGCAAAAAAUCAUGUACUAUUUAGUAUUUGGAGAAGGUGCACAUGGAGUGGUAAGAAGAAUGGGUCAAAAGUUUCACUACGAAGAUGUUAUUGCCAGAAGUUCGUAUGUCUUCAUUAAUGUUGAUGAACAUUUGGCUUUUCAAAUGCCUUUAAGCGAAAAGAUGAUAUACAUUGGAGGCAUGGACCAGGAUGCGGUAACUAAGCCGUUAGAAAAGGUAUACUGUAGUAAAAAUCCACAUUUAAAAAAAGCUUUGCUUUUGUAAACAUAAUAGCAAAAACUUUCUUUACAAAACAAAAAACGGCAAGAACUUUCUUUACAAAACUGGAAAUAGCAAGAACUUUGUUUACAAAACAAAAAACGGCAAGAACUUUCUUCACAAAAAAAAAAUUUAGGAGUUCAGUACCAUCUACAACAAUGCCAAAAAAGGUGUAAUACUAGUGUCAUUUGGAACUAUAGCAAAAAGUGUUGACAUGCCUGAAGAAAAGAAACAAGACGUGUUAAGUUUGGUUCGAAACUUCCCAGAAUAUGAGUUUAUUUGGAAGUAUGAAGGCGAUGAUGCCGUAGGAAAAGAGUUAAAAAAUUUGCAUAAGAGGAAAUGGCUACCUCAAUCGGAUUUACUAGGUAACUACCUGCCCUGUUUUUGUCUUUGCCUUUGCCCUGCCUUUGCCCUGCCUUUGCCCUGCCUUUGCCCUGCCUUUGCUCUGCCUUUGCCCUGCCUUUGCCCUGCCUUUGCCUUGCUUUUGCCCUGCCUUUGCCCUGCCUUUGCCCUGCCUUUGCCCUGCGUUUGCCCUGCCUUUGCCCUGCCUUUGGUUCGUUUGACCCUAAACUAUCCUAACUUUCCUUAUCUUAUCCUACGUAUCCUACCGUAAACUACCCUAGCAGACCCCGUUCUAAUGUACCUUACUCUAAUCUUACUGUCCUGCCUUAAAGUGCCUUGUCUUGGCGGGCCUUGCUUUGCGCUACCAGCCUACUCUACUCUAUCUUACUUUUCCUACAGGUCUAGGUGUACGUCUUGGCCUACAUGACUAUACCGUAUCUUAUUAUACCAGACAUCAUCUUACUCUACCCUUGUCUUACUCUCGCUUUCCUGCCUUGACGUGUCCUGCCCUGCUCGACUAUUAUACCCUACCUUACAACACCUUGUCUUAUUUUAUCCUACCCUGAUUUACCUUAUUGUACAAUCAGUUUGCGUUAGCUUAGGCAGCUCUACAUUUGCCUAAAACUUUAUUUUUUGAAGAAAUAAUUUUUAGCCCAUCUAAAGACCUUAGCCUUUGUAACUCACGGCGGGCUGAACAGUUUUAGUGAAGCAGCUCAUCGAGGAAUGCCGGUUGUUUGUGUUCCAUUGUUUGCCGAUCAAGCCAAUAACUGCUACUCUGGAGCUGAAAAAGGUCUGGGCAUCGUUGUUAAGAAGGAGGAUUUCAGUGGUAAACGGCUUAUUGAGGCUGUUGAUGAGCUUUUACACAAUUCUACGUACGUUUUAUAUAAAGAUCUAACUACAGCUUAAACUGACUUUAGGGCUCUGAGUUAGAGCCUUGGGCUCCGGGCUUUAGCCUAGAAUUUUGGGUUAGGGCUCUGGGCCAGGGUACUAGGCUAAAACUCUGGGCUAGAGUUCCAGGCUAAGGCUCUGAGCUACCUCUAGGUCAAAGCCUAGGCCUAGGUCUAAGUCUAGGCCAAAGUCUAGGCCUAGGUCUAGGGUAGGUCUAGGUCUAGGUUCAAAUCUAGGUUUUUUGAGCUAGGGCCUUUGAGCUAGAGCUCCCGGCUACGGCUCUGAAGCCUGAGAAUAAAAAAUAUAAAUUAAAAUUCAUUUUUAGUUACAAACAACGCUCAGUCCACUUUGCAAGAAUGAUGGCAGCUAAACCGUUCAAACCUAAAGACAGAAUUACUGGUUAUGUUAACCAUGCCCUUGAGUUUGAUGUCAAUAUGGCAUUGGAUUUACCUUCCCGUCAUUUAUCAUUCAUUCAACUUUACUUUAUUGAUGUUAUUGUACCUCUUGUUUUACUUUUAGUUCUUUUUGUUUAUAUUAUUGUUAAGGUUUCGAAGUUUUUAUUUAAAUUUGUCAAAAAAGUAAAAGUGGAGUAG
Messenger RNA from Bursaphelenchus okinawaensis, 4935 nucleotides. The record is from the annotation of a GenBank genome assembly. NCBI's taxonomy places the organism in Eukaryota, Metazoa, Nematoda, Chromadorea, Rhabditida, Aphelenchoididae.